Molecule: messenger RNA, 1572 nt
Organism: Brachypodium distachyon (stiff brome)
Lineage: Eukaryota; Viridiplantae; Streptophyta; Magnoliopsida; Poales; Poaceae
Product: acyl-[acyl-carrier-protein] desaturase 4, chloroplastic
Exons: 4
Coding region: 170-1402 (410 amino acids)
Biological process (GO): fatty acid metabolic process
Cellular component (GO): chloroplast stroma
Molecular function (GO): stearoyl-[ACP] desaturase activity
Source: RefSeq, a predicted model, not a curated record
CUGGCUUCAGAUACAGGCAUAUAUACAGAGAUGGCCAAACACAUGCUGAUUAAUUCAUGAUUAGUCAAAGUAUAAGUAGCAUUACUACUCCAAUCGUCAACUCUCACUGCAAUUUUAAUUGUAUAAAGAUGAAUUAUUGGAAAUUUCUGCAGCGACACAAGCAAGUAAAAUGGCGACGACAUGGCUGGCAACAGGCAGCGCUCCCGCGAAACUCUGCUUCCACAACAGUAGCAAGAGCGCAGCAAGAGGGGGAUUCAGCUGGAUCCUCUGCUCUGCAACAAAUCCUAGAAGCCUGACAAUAUCUGCGGCGGCCACAAGCGCCGAGCACACGGAGUGCGCGGCGGUGCCGCGGGAGCAGGUCGAGGUCAUCCGGUCGCUCAACGGCUGGGUGGCGGAGAACAUGCUCCCGCUGCUGGCCCCCGUGGAGUCCUCGUGGCAGCCGCACGAUUUUCUGCCGUGCUCUGCCGCGGCGGGCGCGGGCGGCGUGUCGGAGGCCGAGGCGCUGGCCUCGUUCACGGAAGGCGUGGCGCAGCUGCGCGCGGGCGCCGCGGGCGUUCCGGACGACGUCCUGGUGUGCCUCGUGGGCAACAUGGUGACCGAGGAGGCGCUGCCGACGUACCAGACCAUGGGGAACCGCUCGGAAGGCGCCUCCGAUGACACGGGCGUCAGCAGCCUCCCCUGGGCGCAGUGGCUGCGCGGCUGGACCGCCGAGGAGAACCGCCAUGGCGACCUCCUCAACCGCUACCUCUAUCUUUCCGGCCGCGUCGACAUGCGCCAGGUCGAGACCACCGUGCACCACCUCCUCCGCAACGGCAUGGAAAUGCUGAUGCCGAGCAGCCCGUACCACAGCGUGAUCUACGGCGCGUUCCAGGAGCGAGCGACGUUCAUCUCGCACGGCCACACGGGGCGGCUCGCGGGGCAGCACGGCGACCAGGCUCUCGCCAAGAUCUGCGGCGCCAUCGCAGCCGACGAGCGGCGUCACGAGGCGGGCUACAGCAGGGCGGCCGCCAGGCUCUUCGAGGUGGACCCGGACGGCAUGGUGCGCGCGCUGGCGCACGUCAUGCGCGGCAAGGUCACCAUGCCGGGCCUGCUCAUGUCGGACGGCCGCGACGCCGCCUGCGGCGACGGUACUCUGUUCGAGCGGUUCUCCGCGGUGGCGGAGCGCGUCGGCGUGUACACGGCGAGGGACUACGGGGAUUUGGUCGAGCACUUCGUGCGCAGGUGGCGGGUGGCGGAGCUCCGUGGGCUGUCCGGCGAGGGCCGCCGCGCGCAGGAGUACGUGUGCGGGCUGCCGCCCAAGGUCCGGAGGCUCGCGGAACUGGCCCACAAGAGGGCUGCGCGGAGCGAGGCCCGUCCGGUGCAGUUCAGCUGGAUCUUCGACAGGCCCGUCAUGCCGGGAUGAACCCCGGCCAGUCCUGGGCUGCGCUUCCGGAGUAAUAAUAAGCCUGCUUUCUUAUGUUAACCAAGUUUAAGUUGUCAAUGUAAUAUCCUGGGUGUUCUCAAAAACAAAAUGUAAUAUCCUGUGAAUCCAUGAGAUACCGUGCAUCCAGUUAAGUCCAUUUACCACCCUAA